ACCAGCCCGUGUUUUCUUAGCCUUGCCUCUUCCCGUGUCUUUUUUUAGGUGUCCUGUGGGCAGGUUCCACAUUUAUUCAGGCCAGACACCACCCUUCAGUGCUGCUAUUUGAGGACUCGAGGAUACAGAGACCGGAGCAUAGAGCAAACAUUUCCAAACUUGUUGAGUCCUGGAGCAGCUUCGUUGGCUUUUAUCUUCUGCGUUAAAUUGUGGUCACUGGAUUCUUUGACCUGAGAGGCCCUGAGACCAGCGUGGCUCUUAGCACAGUGGCACACGGGGACUGUGGGCAUUAUGUAGGUACAAAACUGCUCAGCUAGCUGAGCAUGAAUGGUGUGGAGGGCAUCUGUAAGCAGAGCGAGGGCUGGCUAUUGUGGCAGUCUGCUGGAGAAACUGGCUCCAGUACUGGGAGCCAUCAGCACAUUCACUGGGGAUGAGCAAGCAGGACUGGGCAGAGGAAGACUCCCUUCAAACCUUCACCCCUCCCAGCUCUGAAUCAUUCUGAACAAGCAUGGGGUCACUGUGAGCUUCCAGCACAGAGUGGAAGUGCCCUACAUGGGCUCGGCUUCUCGCAGGAUUUUCUUCUCAGCUCUGAUAACUCUUGGAGUUUGGAGAAGGCAGAAGGACAGACCUGGAUGUUUGGCUGCUCCGUUGGGUACCAGGAUGAGGGGCAGCUUUGGAGACCACAGGACACAGAGGUCUGCACCGAGCACCCUUUGAAGCUUGCCUGUCCCUUGCAUCUAUAUGAGCAAGUGGGGCUGGGAUACAGCGUGCCUAGAGAGGGCUGCUUGAAGAAGGGAAAAGGUGCCCGAGAUCAGCGUGGGAUCCUCAGUGGGCGUGUGACUCUUGGAGGCCCUGGGAGUUUGGAAGAGAAGAGCGAGUGAGCCCCAGCUUGCGAGCGGGCCAUCCCCAGCGGAGUCCCCAUGGAGUUGUGGAGCCCAGUUGCCAACCAAUAGCAGGAAAACUGGGAUGUUUACCUGGAGGUCCCUCAUCUUUUGGGCUGUGCUGGUCACAGCCACACUGUCCACCGCACGGCCAGCACCGACUCUGCCAGACCAAGUUCUGCCCAAAGCGAAAAUUGACGUGGAGUCGUAUUCGGCUCACCCAGGCGACCUCCUCCAGUUGCGUUGCCGGCUGCGGGAUGACGUCCAGAGCAUCAACUGGGUGCGCAACGGAGUCCAGCUGUUGGAGAGCAACCGCACACGCAUCACCGGGGAGGAGGUAGAGGUCAGGGACGCUGUGCCCGAGGACUCUGGGCUCUAUGCCUGCAUGACCAACAGCCCCUCGGGGAGUGAGACCACCUACUUCUCCGUUAAUGUCUCAGAUGCCCUUCCAUCGGCGGAGGAUGACGACGAUGACGAUGACUCCUCCUCCGAGGAGAAGGAGGCCGACAACACCAAGGAGAACCACGCCGUGGCUCCAUACUGGACAUACCCUGAGAAGAUGGAGAAAAAGCUUCAUGCAGUCCCAGCUGCCAAGACGGUGAAGUUCAGGUGCCCGUCAGGUGGGACACCCAACCCCACGCUGCGCUGGCUGAAGAACGGCAAGGAGUUCAAGCCCGACCACCGCAUCGGCGGAUAUAAGGUUCGGUAUGCCACCUGGAGCAUCAUCAUGGACUCAGUGGUGCCGUCCGAUAAAGGCAACUACACCUGCAUCGUGGAGAACAGAUAUGGCAGCAUCAACCACACCUACCAGCUCGACGUAGUGGAGAGGUCCCCUCACCGACCCAUCCUCCAAGCCGGGCUCCCCGCAAAUAAGACAGUGGCUCUGGGCAGCAAUGUGGAGUUUGUGUGCAAGGUUUACAGUGACCCCCAGCCCCACAUCCAGUGGCUGAAGCACAUCGAGGUCAAUGGCAGCAAGAUUGGGCCUGAUAACCUGCCCUAUGUCCAGAUCCUGAAGACGGCUGGAGUUAACACAACAGACAAAGAAAUGGAAGUCCUUCACUUAAGGAAUGUCUCAUUUGAGGAUGCUGGGGAGUAUACAUGUUUGGCGGGUAACUCUAUUGGGAUCUCCCACCACUCUGCAUGGUUGACAGUUCUCGAAGCCAUGGAAGAAAAGCCAGCCUUGAUGACCUCACCCGUGUACCUGGAGAUCAUCAUUUACUGCACAGGGGCCUUCCUUAUCUCCUGUAUGGUGGUGACUGUCAUCAUCUACAAGAUGAAGAGCACCACCAAGAAGACCGACUUCAACAGCCAGCUGGCCGUGCACAAGCUGGCCAAGAGCAUCCCACUGCGCAGACAGGUAACAGUGUCUGCAGACUCCAGCUCCUCCAUGAACUCGGGCGUGAUGCUUGUCCGGCCCUCACGGCUCUCCUCCAGCGGGACCCCCAUGCUGGCAGGCGUUUCUGAAUACGAACUGCCCGAAGACCCUCGCUGGGAGCUGCCUAGGGACAGGCUGAUCCUGGGGAAGCCGCUGGGGGAAGGCUGCUUCGGGCAGGUGGUUCUGGCUGAAGCCAUUGGCCUGGACAAGGACAAGCCAAACCGAGUGACUAAAGUGGCAGUGAAGAUGCUCAAGUCGGAUGCCACGGAGAAGGAUCUCUCGGACCUCAUCUCAGAGAUGGAGAUGAUGAAGAUGAUCGGCAAGCACAAGAACAUCAUCAACCUCCUGGGAGCCUGCACGCAGGACGGUCCGCUGUACGUGAUUGUGGAGUAUGCGUCCAAAGGCAACCUGCGGGAGUACCUGCAGGCGCGGCGGCCCCCCGGCAUGGAGUACUGCUACAACCCCUCUCGCAUCCCCGAGGAGCAGCUCUCCUUCAAGGACCUGGUAUCCUGUGCCUACCAGGUCGCCAGGGGGAUGGAGUACCUGGCUUCCAAAAAGUGCAUUCACAGGGACCUGGCUGCCAGGAAUGUCCUGGUGACAGAAGACAAUGUGAUGAAGAUUGCAGACUUCGGGCUGGCCCGGGACAUCCACCACAUUGAUUACUACAAGAAAACAACUAACGGUCGCCUGCCAGUAAAGUGGAUGGCUCCAGAGGCCUUGUUCGACAGAAUAUACACCCAUCAGAGCGACGUGUGGUCCUUUGGGGUGCUGCUGUGGGAGAUCUUUACGCUCGGCGGCUCACCAUACCCUGGGGUGCCUGUCGAGGAGCUCUUCAAGCUGUUGAAAGAAGGCCAUCGGAUGGACAAGCCCAGCAACUGCACCAACGAAUUGUACAUGAUGAUGCGAGAUUGCUGGCACGCUGUCCCAUCCCAGAGACCCACCUUUAAGCAGCUGGUAGAGGACUUGGAUAGGAUCGUGGCCAUGACCUCCAACCAGGAGUACUUGGAUCUCUCCAUGCCGCUGGAUCAGUAUUCUCCCAGUUUCCCAGACACCCGCAGCUCCACGUGCUCCUCGGGAGAGGACUCUGUUUUUUCUCAUGAUCCUCUUCCAGAUGAACCUUGUCUUCCCAAGUACCCACCUCAGCACGCCAACGGGGGACUGAAACGACGCUGAGGCUGGGACUCGCCAACAACAGACUGCAAACUCUGUGUCUGUAUGUGCAGGGUUUUUGGUUGUAGCCGUGUUGGUCUAAGGACCUAGGCAGGCAAAGAAGCUUGCCUGCCUGUGUGUGUAUGUGUGCACGCGCGCAUCUCCGCCACCCAGGCUGCUGGCGGGAUUGCUGUCUGCACAGCCAUCAGUCAUGUUUAGCUAUUGCAUAAAAGGAUUUCCAAGAUCCAACCGUAGCAUCUCAUAUAGCCAAAACCACCACCACCUCGUGCCAGCUUCUCCAGCCGCCUUAGUUGUGAACGCUCCUGACGGUUUGUCUUUAAUUCCUUUCCACAAAAUCUAUGCUUGAAUAUUUCCAGUGGAUUAAACAUGAAUCCAGUUCUUUGGCCAGUGCCCGGUGAGAGAACCAGUUCAGGCUCCUGCACCUGGAACCAGUUGAUGAUGUGCAUUCCCUUCUCUGAAAAGGAUCCUGCGGACAUGAACUUCCCGAGGAGGCCAGGAAAAGCUGGGCUGUUCCUGUUUUAUUCUUUCAACACAGUACGAUUUUAACUGAAACAGCUUGAUAAGCUACAGACAUCACUAAGCAGUGGAUUUCUGCGGCAGCUCGGCCUCCAGCGAGGAAGUGCUAACUAGGAAGUCUUAAUGCUUUGGGACCAUCGCUCUCUUGGGUGGUUCGGGAGCCCAAGCUGUGUGGAUACUGCUAUAUGAGAUGGUUUUAAGGCUGGUGCCAAUGGCUUAUUAAUUCCAAUUCUAAUUUGCUUUGCUGACCAAACACAUGGUACCUUGGAAGUGGCCAGAUACAACAUAUACACCUGCUCAGCACUGAUACUAGAAGAAGCAGCCAAACAUACCAGUGCUAAAAACAACAAAAAAAUCUUGUGUACAUAGCUAAAAAUAUGUAUAAAUAUGAAUAUAUAUUUACAUGUCUUUUUAAAAGGGUUGUUGCCAGAGAUAUACCAGUUUGGUAGAAAGGUACUAGUGGCUGGUAGAGAUCUGUUGCUAUAAAAAAAAAAAAAGUUCAUAUAUUUUGCUACUUUUGCUGUUUUUAUUUUUUUAAAUUAUGUUCUAAACCUAUUUCAGUUUAGGUCCCUCCAUAAGAAUUGCUGCUGCUGCUGCUUCAGUUUUAUAUGGGGUUGUAUUAAACAAUAAUAUUAAUAAUAAUAAUAAUAAUGUGUUGAUGCCUUUUGGGAAUACGUUGUCAUUAUAUCAAUGGCCUUUCCCUCCUCUCGUUCACCUCCCCUUCUUGUCAGGUCUUCUGUUGGCCUCUGCCCUGGCGCUGGGUCCUGGAGCAGAGGGCCUCAUGCGGUCAUUGAAGUUGGGCAGAGCUUGUGACGCACCCGCUUUGCCACAAAUGUGUAAUAGCAACAGGCUAGAGAGCGCCUGUCUUCUGUAUUUUAAAAAUAGGGGGUUUAGCAUACGGUCCAUGGUGGGGUCGGGACUUUUUGUCUGUGCGGGGGGGGAGAAAAGCACCUUUCCCAGCCUUCACCAUGGGCAUUGGCUCCUCGCAGGGAAGAAUGAAUAAUUUGCACCCCAUCCCGCAGUGAGAAAUGGCUUGUCCAGAGCUGUGGGGCCACUUUUGGGCUUCUGGAAAUGGCCGGGAGCUCUGAGCCAGCACACAGGUUACUGGAGCAUCUCUGACCCUGCUGCCAACUGUGCAUUCAGUCUGUACCUGUGCCUGCUUCCAGCAUGUCUCAUCCCUGCCGCUGGGCCAGCUCUGCUUCCUGCCACGUGUUCCCAGUGCCACUCUCGUUCCAGGAGGCAGAGGGCUGUGUGGAUGAGCGACCCUCCACCUCUCCCCUGCCCCAGCCAGUGCAACGCUUUCCCCAAAACAAUCCUCGAGUGUCUUACAAGCACCUGGUCCUUCCAGCAGCAAGACCCCAUACUGCGGGGGCAUACAUGUUUCCUUCCCAGUGGGAAGGUGAGAUGAGAGCUCCCUUUGGAGGUACAGUCUGGGACACGCUUCUCCCAGGCUCUGCUGGAAAUAUCCCGUGACAUUACCUUCCCACCCGUCCCCACCCCUCCUUGUCUUUGAACACUAUUUGUCCAAUGGCACUUUUGGUUCUAUAGAAACCCCAGCCCUGCCUUUUAUUGGAAACACCAGAUGUGCGCAGGAAUGUUCCCGGGAUCUUUUUGUUAGCAUAGAAACAACCCAGAGCCCUGUAGCUUGGGCUGUGGCAGGGAAGAGUGCAUUCUUCUACAUGAGGCCACAGCCCACUUUUUGGCCUCUGCUUGUGCCAGACCCUGCAGUGCUCUGAACGCCGUGUUACCAGCCUUCAGUAAACUCCCGCUCUGUGCUGUUGGCUUUGAAGGCUACGUCCAGAUCCCCCAACGGAGCAGUUCCUCUGCGGGGAAGGGGCCUUCAUGCCUGGUUUUCACCAAGCCCUUCCCUCCAAGUCACUGGCUGUUAAACUCCAGAGCCAGGACACUGUUACUUGAAAAGUUUAUUUUGCCUUUGUAUGGAGAAAUAUUAUUGUUUUAAACUCUUCUGUAAUGAAUCUGGAAUUCUUGUAAUGAUUAAAGACUUAAAC
This is a messenger RNA of Alligator sinensis (Chinese alligator), 5951 nucleotides long. RefSeq names its product fibroblast growth factor receptor 1 (gene FGFR1). Gene Ontology annotation, molecular function: fibroblast growth factor binding; fibroblast growth factor receptor activity; ATP binding. The transcript is spliced from 18 exons. Gene Ontology annotation, cellular component: membrane; signaling receptor complex. Gene Ontology annotation, biological process: positive regulation of cell population proliferation; protein phosphorylation; multicellular organism development. NCBI's taxonomy places the organism in Eukaryota, Metazoa, Chordata, Crocodylia, Alligatoridae. The coding region runs from base 967 to 3429 and encodes 820 amino acids. The record is from RefSeq and is a predicted model, not a curated record.